Mesorhabditis belari is the source of this 471-nucleotide messenger RNA. The record is from the annotation of a GenBank genome assembly. NCBI's taxonomy places the organism in Eukaryota, Metazoa, Nematoda, Chromadorea, Rhabditida, Rhabditidae.
AUGGAUCUCUAUUUAAGGAUUUUCAUAGCUGUCAUACUUUUCGUGUGCUUGUAUGCGGCUCCCAUUGAUUUGAUAUGUCGAAAAUGUGGGAACACAAUAACGACAUCAGCUGAAUUGAUUAAUAGAACGAGUCCAACCAAAGCCAAAUACGAUUAUGUGUUCCCAAUUGCCGACAAGAAUCUCUCGAUUAGUGUUUUUGAGAAUCCGGCAGGUCAAACCUUUCACGUGGUGGCUUCGAAAACCGGGAACCUUCAUUUCCAGGGAGAUGCUUCACACGAUGCUUCGUGGUUCCCCGGAAUGCAUUGGAUCAUUUGCGUGUGCUCGACGUGUAAACAACAUAUGGGAUGGUACUUCAAGAUGAACGACGAUCCAACGAACGAUAAGAAGAACUUUGUGGGACUGGUGCUCACUAACAUCAUCUCCGCAUCUUAUACGGAUCAAUUGAUGAAAACACCCGGGUCAUCAGAAAAC